Lepus europaeus (European hare) is the source of this 7468-nucleotide messenger RNA. It is a transcript of the gene SPTLC2, whose product is annotated as serine palmitoyltransferase long chain base subunit 2. Gene Ontology annotation, molecular function: serine C-palmitoyltransferase activity; pyridoxal phosphate binding. Lineage: Eukaryota; Metazoa; Chordata; Mammalia; Lagomorpha; Leporidae. Gene Ontology annotation, cellular component: serine palmitoyltransferase complex. The record is from RefSeq and is a predicted model, not a curated record. The transcript has 12 exons. Gene Ontology annotation, biological process: sphingosine biosynthetic process; ceramide biosynthetic process. Bases 74 to 1765 code for a protein of 563 amino acids.
CUUGGAGCCGCCGCAGCCGCUGCCGCUGCCGCCUCCCACAGAUCCUUGCCUUGCGCCUGGUGCUGCUGGGACGAUGCGGCCGGGGCCCGGAGGCUGCUGCUGCCGCCGCCCGGUGCGGGCGAACGGCUGCGUGGCGAACGGGGAAGUGCGGAACGGGUACGUGAGGAGCAGCGCCGCUGUCGCCGCCGCCGCUGCCGCCGCCGGCCAGAUCCACCAUGUUACACAAAAUGGAGGACUAUACAAAAGACCAUUUAAUGAAGCUUUCGAAGAGACACCCAUGCUGGUUGCGGUGCUCACUUAUGUGGGCUAUGGAGUACUCACUCUCUUUGGAUAUCUUCGAGAUUUCUUGAGACAUUGGAGAAUUGAAAAAUGUCAUCAUGCAACAGAAAGAGAAGAACAAAAGGACUUUGUGUCAUUGUAUCAGGAUUUCGAAAACUUUUAUACAAGGAAUCUUUACAUGAGGAUCAGAGAUAACUGGAAUCGGCCAAUCUGCAGUGUGCCUGGAGCCAAGGUGGACAUCAUGGAGAGACAAUCUCAUGAUUAUAACUGGUCAUUCAAGUAUACAGGGAAUAUAAUCAAAGGUGUUAUAAACAUGGGUUCCUACAACUAUCUUGGAUUUGCCCGGAAUACUGGAUCAUGUCAAGAAGCAGCUGCCAAAGUUCUAGAGGAGUACGGAGUUGGAGUGUGCAGCACUCGGCAGGAAAUCGGAAACCUGGACAAACAUGAAGAACUAGAGAAACUUGUAGCAAGAUUCUUGGGAGUGGAAGCUGCUAUGACAUAUGGCAUGGGAUUUGCAACAAACUCGAUGAACAUUCCUGCUCUUGUUGGCAAAGGUUGCCUGAUUCUGAGUGAUGAGCUGAACCAUGCAUCACUGGUUCUGGGAGCCAGACUGUCGGGAGCAACCAUUCGGAUCUUCAAACACAACAAUAUGCAAAGCCUGGAGAAGCUAUUGAAAGAUGCCAUUGUUUAUGGUCAGCCCCGGACCCGAAGGCCCUGGAAGAAAAUUUUAAUCCUAGUGGAAGGAAUUUAUAGCAUGGAGGGAUCGAUUGUUCGCCUUCCUGAAGUGAUUGCUCUCAAGAAGAAAUACAAAGCGUACUUGUAUCUCGACGAGGCGCACAGCAUCGGGGCCCUGGGCCCCACCGGUCGAGGUGUGGUGGAGUACUUUGGUCUGGAUCCGGAGGAUGUGGACGUUAUGAUGGGGACGUUCACAAAGAGCUUUGGUGCUUCUGGAGGCUACAUCGGAGGCAAGAAGGAGCUGAUCGACUACCUGCGCACACAUUCGCACAGCGCAGUAUACGCCACGUCCCUGUCGCCGCCUGUGGUGGAGCAGAUCAUCACCUCCAUGAAGUGUAUCAUGGGCCAGGACGGCACGAGCCUUGGCAAAGAGUGUGUCCAGCAGUUAGCUGAAAACACCAGGUACUUCAGGAGACGCCUGAAGGAGAUGGGCUUCAUCAUCUACGGAAAUGAAGACUCUCCAGUGGUGCCUCUGAUGCUCUACAUGCCAGCCAAAAUAGGCGCCUUUGGACGGGAGAUGCUGAAGCGGAACAUCGGUGUAGUUGUGGUGGGAUUUCCUGCUACUCCGAUUAUAGAGUCGAGAGCCAGGUUUUGUCUAUCAGCAGCUCAUACCAAAGAAAUACUAGAUACUGCGUUAAAGGAGAUAGAUGAAGUUGGGGACCUGUUGCAGUUGAAGUAUUCCCGCCACCGGCUGGUACCUCUACUGGACAGGCCCUUUGAUGAGACGACCUACGAAGAGUCGGAAGACUGAGCCUUUUUGGUGCUCCCUCCGAGGAACUCUGCCUCGCCCAGGACAGUGUGUGGCCUCUCUGAGCCAGCUCCAGGAACCACACUUCCAUGGCCACCUCAUGUGAAAGACAUUGCCUCACCUGCUGACGGUGGCUGCCUCCACUCCAAAUGGCAUUUUGUAAAUAGUAAAAAACUGCUUCCUAUCCUUCCUUCGCUAAACCUCACCUUUCAAAAAUGAGGUGACUCACUUUGCUCUUCUGUCCAUUAAAAAAUGUUUUAUUUUCUAACUAUUCUACUUGUGAAAUCACACUGACCCUAGCCACUGCCCUCUGCAGCCCCUGUGGGCUUGGGCCCACAGAGAGCUCCUGCAGGCCCUGGUCCUGCAGCCUCAACGCACACCUGGCCCUCCUCCCUAGGGAGCAAGUGCCUUCCACUUACUUCCCAUCCAGGCCUCUGAGGUUACGAACUUGGGCAUCUUGGUUUAACCAGUCAAGUCAUCAACCAAAGUAUUCUCCAUUUUAGUCCUAAGUUUAGCCCUUUAAGAAAAACAGUAAAUAACAAUGCUGAAAGACUCAUUAUGUAAUUUCCCCAGGCUUUGGUCUUGCUCCAGCAGAUAAUUUCUUCCUUCCCCAUCAAGUACUCCGGGUGGAGGGUGUGUCCAGAUUUGGGGUUCUGCUCAGGCUGUAGCCCAGUACUUUGACCCCCUGUUUCAGGCAUCGUGUUAAAAGCACUCGUGUUCCACUGUGGCAGGCGCUGUACUGCAGGUGCCCCACAUCUCUGUACAAAGCUGCCAUGAGGAGUGACACACGCUCCUUGGCGAGGUGAAGGGCGGGGCAGUGUGGGGAGAACCGAUCACUUGUAGAAGGUCUGUGCUUAGGAUUUCUUACUGCUCUCUCCAUUGCAAAACAGUGACUGCCUCCUGCUGGUUCUGGGUCCAAAUGAGGAUUUAAGCUGAUAAAAGAAAAUGUCGGUAAAUCCUCUGCUCAUAAGUAAUUUAUCAUGUUCCUGUUUAAGGAUUACAAUGAUUAACUUAGCCCUUUCGGAAGCUGAUCCACUUAUGUGUUGGCCUUCUGGAUGCUGGUUCUCUUAUUCUUGAUGUCCAAAGACAGUUUUAACCUGCAUCUGUGGCUAGGUUCUUUCUGUGUUUCUGGGUCUGUGUUUUUUUUUCCCUCUGAGGAAUUCUGAACAUUUAUCUCUGCUCAGCUGGGAGAGCCCAUGUUUCGGCUCUGUUUUCAUGCUGUACCCAGGCCAGGGGACUCCUUUCGGAAAGCUUUAUACUGCUUGACCAAAGAACACAUCUGAAAAUCACCACUUUGAGGUUCUUACUUUUUCUGUUGACCAAAGCUUAAGUGAUCAGGAGAACUUCUGGCUUUCUUGUACCCUAGAUCCGCUUGUGUUUUAGUGGCCAAGUAUUGGAGGAGAUGGUUUGGGAGGAUAACAGAAAGCAGUGUGUGAAAGUCAUUUUCUGCGUCUGUGUUUUGGAGCCUGCCCCUUUCGUUGCUGAAGAUUCCCAAUGCAGGUUCUUCCAGGUGUGCUGUCCUCUUGCCGUGUGCCCACGCAGACACCCGUGAGGAAGGAUGCCGGCAGUGUUAGUGACUGUCGGUGAGGUUCUGCUUUCAUGUCUUGCACAUAAGUUAUCUCUUCGACACUCUCGGCAUCUGAGAGCUUUAAGCCUUUGAGAUGGUCAGAUUUUGUUUUGCUUUUCAAAGAACAGGAAGAACCAAGGAGAGACACAGGGACUAUAUUUAGUAUGUACCAGUUAAAAUAAUAAUAAUUUUAAAAAGACAGUGGUGACUAAAUAGCCCUAUAAGAUCAAAUGCAUUGCUAACCUUUUCCACAAAUCUAAUUUCCCACUGUAGAAUCCCACUGAAAUAUCAGAUUGCUUUUGCACUGCAGUCACUGCCUACGGUGUAGGUAUAAGGUUUGCAGAAGUCACAAACUUUAAGCAAUGAACUUGCCUUCUUAUUUUGGCUUGCAUGAAGUCACUGCAAAUUAAAAUGUCAGUAUGGGCAUUUAAAAUGUAUAUGAAUCACUUUGUUGGUGGAAUUAAGUUACUAGUUUGUUUUGAAGAGACAAAACUGUGACCUAUCCGGGACCUCUGUACUUUCUAGGGAACAAUGUUUUUUUUUUUUCUUAAAAUGAAUUUUUAUUUAUUUGAAAGGCAGAGUGACAGUUGGUUCAUUCCCCAGAUGGCCACAACAGCCAGGGCUUGGCCAGGCUGAAGCCAGGAGCCCAGAACCCCAUCUGGAUCUCUCACGUGGGUACAGGGGCCUAGGCACAUUAGCAGGGAGCUGGAUCAGAACGAGCACCCAGGACUCAGAUUGUUGCUCCCAUAUAGGAUGCUGGAUGCUGGUAUCCCAGGCAGCAGUGUAACCUGCUGUGCCACAUGCCAGCCCCUAGAAGACAAAAUUUUGUUUGUAUUAUGUAUGCAUGGUUGUUUGUCUCUUCAUGACACUGUAAUAUAAAUCUGGGGUCCAGUCAUAUCAUAGGUACCAUUGUCUAAGUUCUUGAAGAAAUACAAAUGUAUAUAAAUGCAAUCACUGGGAAUGAAUACAAAUCUAGGACAUACAAGGAUUAUUUAGUACACAGUGUCACAUGGCCUGAGAUUCAAGAAUCUGCUAGAAUUCAAACAGGUGUCAGUUAACCAUUACUCCCAGAGCUGAUCAUAGGAGUUAAUCAAUAGAAGUUGACUGAUCUUACCCCUUCCCCUCAUCCUUUUUUUUUUUUUUUUUUUUUUUUAGUUUGCAUUGCCUUUGUCCAUUUCAGGUUCAUGUGACCUCUUUGAGCAAAUCCCAUCAGAAGCCAGGACAUUUAUGGCCAGGGGACAUGAAAAUCUCACAGAAUCACAUCAAGUGGCAGCUUCUCCUAUCUUUAUUUUAACCUAGUAGGGUCAAAGACUCUAGGGUACUCUCUUAACUUUGCUUUGCUUUGGAAUAAAAAAAAAUUCUUAGAAAAUGAUUUUUGGCAUUGUCUUAACAUCUGGUGCUAGGCUGUGGAUUUCAGAUGGUCUUAACGAGCUGCCUCCUGUAUAGUAACUCCAGAAGGUGAACAGAGUCCUCCUGACAACCUGUAAGGCCUGCACGUUUGCCUCAGCCCCCUGCAGAGACCAAGGGAUGGUCCAGCGUCCCUCUGCUUUGUCUCUGGAGUCCCUCCCUGCUUGACCCCCUUCUCUCUGUACCCUCCAGUUCUUGAUUUGCCGAAUUCCAGCUCCAGAGACGACUGAGCUGUGGUGGCCCAGGGCCGUGAGGAUCAGUAGGUCAGCCCCGUGGCUCUGCGUGUGCAUCAGCCUGACAUUUUGGGAAGAAGCAGGACAUGACGACUUCCCCACCUGUGGAGCCUCUGGGUUUCUCAAGGUGUAGCUGAAUUUUCUAGUGUAUGAGACUAUUUGCUUCCUUCCUAAUAGUGAAAGCCAGGAGAUUUUACAUGGAGAGAUGUUGUGGUUUCUCAAAGAAGGGAAAGACCGUGACAACAUCUACCAGCACCUCCUUGUUUUUCCUUCUUUUCCAAAUGUAUGAAAAUCUCUGGUCUCCACUGCUGCUGGGUUGGGUAAUGCUACAUGCAGGGAAGGGAAAAGAAUCUAGGUGAUUCUUAUUUUGUAGGAAGUAGUAGCCGUGUGGCAAAACCACCUGAACAAGGUUAAGUACAGUUGUACUCUUGUAUAACAAAAUUCCUGGAACCUGAUUCCCAGGGUGUCCUUGCUCUCCUGGGGUUCUAGGUAAGGCAAAAUGGCUGCUGUAACUGUGUGGAUAGACAAAAAGGGAGAGUAGUGGUUUCCCUUUUCUGUCUAUACUCAUGAAGAAUCCACACAGGUAAACUCUGCUUAGCCCAAAGCAAUUGUGAGAAAGGAGGUCUGAGAAUCUAGGAUUGUUUUUGGCUGCUGAGCCCAGAAGCAAUAGAUGUUUUUUUUCCUGCAGCAGGCCCAGAACCUAUGGAUGUGCGUUGCCUCCCUAAGAUGGAAGUUCAGUGCCCAGCAGGCAUCUUUUUUUUUUUUUUUUAAUUUUUUGACAGGCAGAGUGGACAGUGAGAGAGAGAGACAGAGAGAAAGGUCUUCCUUUUGCUGUUGGUUCACCCUCCAAUGGCCACCGCAGCUGGCACGCUGCGGCCGGCGCACCGCGCUGAUCCGAUGGCAGGAGCCAGGUGCUUCUCCUGGUCUCCCAUGGGGUGCAGGGCCCAAGCACUUGGGCCAUCCUCCACUGCACUCCCGGGCCACAGCAGAGAGCUGGCCUGGAAGAGGGGCAACCGGGAUAGAAUCGGGCGCCCCGACCGGGACUAGAACCCAGUGUGCCGGCGCAGCAAGGCGGAGGAUUAGCCUAGUGAGCCACGGCGCCGGCCCAUCAGGCAUCUUAAUCCAUCAAGCCAGUUAAUCCAAAUACCUCCACGUGGAGAAGUGCACGCCCCUUUCUCUCCUUGGUGUUAGCCACAUGAAAUGUGAGCGUGGGCUCCUAGCCCACGGCUGUGUGUCCAGCCAGGUGCCCAGCUGGAGGCCUGGCUUCCCCCCUUAUGACACAGAAGUGAACGCUGUGAGUUGCCAGCUAUUGCCUUGCUUUACUAGUGUAGAAAUCGCUGCUGUUCUUCUGUCAUUGCCGGUGACUUCGGUUUUCCCAGCUCCUUCUCCUAUCGAUUGUUUUCCAGGGAGGAAACCAAAGGGCCUCACGGGCCCCUAGAGCAAAUGUUCUUCUCAUCUUUGGUGAGUCUGGAGCUGUCGCAUUCGCAAUCCACUCUUGACAGUGGCUUGGUUGGGGGAACUGUGGGCAAGGUUCUGUUUACUGCAUAGUACGCGGGACAAAUGGCCUUAAACUGCUUCUUUCUGGAAUGAUGAGUUAUAAUUUACGGACCUGAAAGAAUGCACUGGCACUUAACCUGUAGUUAUUGUGUUCUAAUGAAGCAAUACCCAAAGCCCGGUUCUUUGGAGCAGUAGUGGGCAGGUGAAUGAAAAGCAUAGGCAAGAGUGGUACCCUGGUGCCGUGCUGUCUGCCCAGAUGAACGAAUCCCUCUGUGCGUGAGGAGUCUCGAACCAACUCCGAGUUGGCUUUUGCAACAUGAUUCGCAGGUUCUCCUGCAAGCUUGCUAAGAGGGUAGGGGACUGACUAGGGUGGAGCGGCAACUUGUCUUCACCCUCAACAUCAGGCCUUGUUACCUCAGUGACGUUAAGCCAAUGGUUGGAAUUACAACAAGCAUCCUCGGCGGUUCUUCCCAGGACACUGGGAAUGGCUGUGCAGGCAGCCGACAGCCCCCUGGCUUGAUGUACCCUCUCUGUAAAGGCAGCUAAUGUUAGAGAAGGGGGAACUCAGAGAACCCUAGCUUAUGGGAGUGCUGAGAUACUUCGCUGGCCCAUUUUUCCCCCACAAACCAAGUUAUCUGUAAACUGGAAUUUGCAAGAGGUGCUAUGACAAUAACUCUUUCCGUUGCUGUAAUGUCCAUAUGAUCUGAGAAAGUGAGAGAAGGAGAAGUGUAAAUAAAAAUUUAUAAAUUUGAGUAAUGUGUUCAAAUGUUCCUUUCUCCCUACCCCUGCCUCCCCUUUUUGCCAGGUGAUGACUUUAUUAUUAUUUUUUUAAUUUUUUACGUUACUGGAUGACUGUGAAGCUAUAAAUACUGGGUUGGGUGUGGAUGUUUACAUUUUGAGAGUGCAUGUGUAAGAACUGAAGGGAACUAUUUGAGAUGACUUUUAAGAAUCAUCCCAUGCAAAUAUAUUCUUUUUUGCCCUAAUAAAAUAUUAAGAAAGAUA